Rotaria socialis is the source of this 936-nucleotide messenger RNA. Lineage: Eukaryota; Metazoa; Rotifera; Eurotatoria; Philodinida; Philodinidae. The record is from the annotation of a GenBank genome assembly.
AUGACGUUUCCUGCACGCUUUCAAACAGACUCAGACUUGCUAACUACUGCAUUUUCAGCAAUUAUGGGUUUAGAUCUGAGUACAAAUGUUUCCAAUUCUGAUCAUGUAGAGAAGGUUUCGCUGUUUGAUCAUCAUAAAACAACAUAUUCAUAUGGUCGCGUUGGUAACACCCAUGCUACUUCAACAGCGGCAAAUCAAUGUUUAUUAUUUAUUAAGAUGCUGGGUGAUGUAACAAUUGAAUGUGAAGUAAAGACAAAUGCUACGAUUCAAGAAAUUAAAGCACGCAUUUAUGAAUUGGAAGGAAUAUCACCUGAUAAACAACGUCUUAUAUUUGGCGGAAAGCAGUUAGAGGACGGUAAAACUAUGUCUGAAUAUGGCAUGCCCUUGGAACCUACACUUCAUCUUGUAGCAAGAUUACAUGAUACCAACCCAGUUAUUCUGGAUCCAUCAACCUUAGAUCCAAUACAUAAUUAUGACUUUACGAAUAUAAACGAUGGUCAAAAUACAUUUAUACGAGGUGGUGCGAGAUAUAUUCGUCCUUGUGGGUUCAAACGAUUUGCACUCAACGUAUCCGAUAAAUUUGAAAAUUUGCAAUGGCUAGGAUGUAAUGAUGGUGAGGGUGAAUGGCCUGUUUCAUAUCAUGGAACUAGUGCUCAUAAUAAUAAAACAAUUGCGCAGGAUGGGUAUGCUUUAACACAAGAAAGACAAUUGGCAUUUACUCGUGGCGUCUAUUCGACUCCAGAUAUACAGCUAGCGACAAAAUACGCAAAAAGAUUUACCUAUAACAAUGAGCAGUAUCUAGUUGUCUUUCAAAAUCGUGUGAAUCCUGCAAAUGUAGUAAAAUUAAAAUCUGUUUCGCCAGGAACUGAAGACUAUUGGGUUAGUCCAAGCGACACAGAUGUGCGUCCAUAUGGUAUUUGUAUUCGAAAAGUAUAA